ACGCCAUCCCGGCCAAUGGGCAGAAGCAAGAAAAAGAAGAGAGCGAGCGAGCGAGAGAGAGAGAGAGAUAGCAGAACAAAACCGUCGCUCCGAAAUCGUUCCAGGAAUCUCAAGAUGGCGAUCUGCCGUGACGGGUAACAGAAGCGGUGCCGUGUGCGUUGUCGUCGUGUGCUUAGCUCCGCAGCCACUUGCCCAAGGAAACAGCAAAACGGUUCUUUUUCCCACCCGGCCGCCCCAGUGCAUCCAGCGGUCACGAAGCGAAGUGUGUUCACCAGCAAAAGCGUUUUCCGUGCGUCGCUAAAACGCACAGUGCACGCGACAGACAACGAAUCUAUUCCAAUCAACCUCGAUAGAGAGAGCGAGAGAGAGAGAGAGAGAGACUCGGCCCGUGAGAAGGGGCUAGAGAUUGAGAAACAAACAGCAAAAAAAAAAAAAGACCCGAGAAAGAAAGGAAAGCAGGGAAAGAAUAAGAAACACCCGUCCCGUGGAGCCCCGUUUGGAUCGUCCAAGUCGUCAAGCAAGGGAGUGUAAACGCGUGCCCGCUGCAGCCCCAUUUGCGGUGUCCUGUCAAAACGACUGAAAACAUACCUAAGCACACACAGACACACACAGUCACAGCACGCUCUCAAUCACGUCCCAAAACCCACCAACGCGUGCGUGUGUGUGUGUGUGGUGUUGUGGGUGACCCGGGUGGAGGGAGGCGCGUGCGCACACCAGACCCUGCCGCUGCUCUCCGUCGUUCGUGUGGAGGUGGUGUUGUCCUCCGAAAAGAGAGAAGCGACACACACACACACGGGUGUGUAUGUGUUGUGUGUGUGUGUGUGUGGUCCCGGUUUUUCACAAUCAAACGCAAGGCAAACCCUGUCCGCGAUCAAUCAAAGAGCCACACAGCCCUCGGCGGUGCCAGUCGCGAUCAACAACACAGAACGACCGCGGUCCCGAAAAGGAGCCCACACCCCUCCACGCACUCAUCCACCCACCCCCUGCUCCCAGUUGCAGCUUUCUGUGCGUGUGUGUGUGUGCGUGUGAGUAAUGUGUAGGUGUGACAAGCACAGGAUGUGUUAGGCUUGGAAUUGGUGCGUUGUUUGCCGCUUCAGUGUCCGUCAUUAUAGUGCAGUGAUUGUGUGAUUGUGUGCUUGUGUGUGUGUGUGUGACGAUGAUCACACGGGAAGUGGCGGUGGAAGUGGUUGCUCGGUAAAGCAAAAAAAAAAAAUCCCCCCCCCCCCCAAAAAAAGGAAAAGAAAGAAGAAGCGUAACGGUGGUGUGUGUGUGUGUGUCCGCUGGGCGGCGGAUUCUCGCGGGCACCGUCGUCGUGCAGUGGUCAGUGCGUGCGUGCGGCGUGUGACGAAGGUGGUGGGAGCGUGUUAUAUGCUACAGCAUCAUGGCACCGGUGUCGCCGUGUGCAGCAGCGGCAGCAACAUCCACACCAUCGCGACCAUACCGUUACUGUGGCUGGGCCCGUGCCGCUACCAGUGUUGCUGCUGCCUCGCUGCCGUGCCGCAGCAGUAAGACCUUGCGCCCGUCCCGUUGUUGAGCGGUGCUGAUCUGCCACCCACACCCCCACCUCACUCCCACGAAAUUUCGCCCUCCCCUCACCCCACCCCCUGGCUGGGUGGCGGCUGCUCCACGGGAGUGUGUGUGUGUGUGUGCGUGAGUUUAGUGAGUGUGAGCAGAAGGGAGAGAUAGAGAGAGAGAGAGUGUGAGAAAGCAUCAAUCAAACAUUCGGUGAGACGCCGUCCGAAAAAAAAGACAUUCUUUGAAUAGACACACACGCAUCUACAAGGACUAAUUGUGUGUGUGUGUGCAAGCAGGAGAAGCAGGUAGCGCGGAAGACCCCAGAGCGGAAGAUCGCGUACCGUGGUGUGGUUCCCGGGCGAGUGAUCCAUCCCGCAACCGAAAAGCAAGAGCCGGGCGGGCAACAGGACGACGACGAGCCACUGUAGCUACCCGUGAAACGCCGUGUGCGCGUGUGUGCUCGAACCGCCCCGCCCCUGGAACACGAAAUAUGGAGCGGUUUCUGUCGCUGCUACUGCUGUGCUACGCUCUGUACCAGAAGUUCGAUGGCGUCGUCAGCGAUCAGGUGGUAUUGCUGGACACUACGAAGGAGGCGACGCUGGAGUGGACCCGCUACCCUUACGGGCCGCAGGCACAAACGCCCGGGUGGGUGGAAGAGUCGUUUACCAACUUCGUGAAGGGUAUCAACUGGCGCAGCUACGUGGUGUGCGACGUGGCGUACAACAACGUGAACAACUGGCUGUGGUCGCCGUUCAUCGACCGCGGCCCGGCCAACCGGCUGUACAUCGAGAUCCACUUCACCAUCCGCGACUGUUCGCUCUUUCCCGGCAACGCGCUGUCGUGCAAGGAAACGUUCAGCCUGCUGUUUUACGAGUUCGAUGCGGCGACGCGCGAACCGCCGCCCUGGCAGCCGGAAAGCUACAAGCUGAUCGGGCGGAUCGCGGCGGGCGAGGGCCGCUUCAACCAGAACUCGGACGUGGACAUCAACGUGGAGGUGAAGAGCAUCGCGGUGACGAAGAAGGGCGUGUACUUUGCGUUCCGCGACCAGGGCGCCUGCAUCAGCGUGCUGGCGGUGAAGGUGUACUACAUCACCUGCCCGGCGGUGACGGUCAACUUUGCGCACUUCAACGAGACGCCGACCGGGCGCGAGGUGACGAUCAUCGAGCAGCAGAUGGGCGUGUGCGUGGAGAACGCGGAAGCGUACGAAACGCCGACCUACCUGUGCAAGGGCGACGGCAAGUGGACGAUCCUGACCGGCGGGUGCCGGUGCAAGGUCGGGUACGAGCCGGACGCGGAGAAGCAGACGUGCAACGUCUGCCCGGUCGGCAAGUUCCGGUCGGCGGAGGUGCGCACCUGCACGAUCUGCCCGCUCAACUCGAAGACGAACAAGGUCGGGUCGCCGUACUGUCCGUGCCUGAGCGGGCACUAUCGGCAUCCGCGCGACGGCAAGCACAUGCCGUGCUACAAGCCGCCCGGGCCGCCCACCAACCUGACGCUGCUGUUCAUCGACCAGACGAGCGCGAUCCUGUCCUGGAACGCGCCGCAGCGGGCCGCCGACGAGCAGCUGGACAGCAAGUUCCGGAGCGACAUCGUGUUCCGGGUGCGGUGCGCCGCCUGCACGUCCAACGUCGUCUUCAACCCGUCGAGCGAAACGUUCAACGAUACGAAGCUGACGCUCACCAACCUGGAACCGGUCACGACCUACACGGUGCAGGUGCACUCGCAGCACGGCGUCUCCUACCCGAUCGUGGCCCCGGACCUGGGGGCGGGCGGCGGUUUGCACGGCGGUGGUGCGGGUGGCGCCGCCGGACUGUACGAGAACGGCAGUGCGGUGGUGGCGGGCGGCAGCGGGUACCACGCGACCGAGCCGCCGAUGGUGGUGAUGGUCAAUGCACGGGCCGGCGGGCCCGGCUCGUCGUCCGAUCUGGACGACAUCAAGACGGAGUUUGCCGAAAUCACGUUCACGACCGAGUCGGCCAUCCUGAGCACGGUGUUUAACGUCAAAGUGGUGCAGAUCACGAACAAGGAGGUCGACCUGGUGUGGGACAAACCGAUCCACAGCGACUCGCCGAUCGAGUACUACGAGGUGCGGUGGUUCCCCAAGUCGGAGGUGGACGCGAUGAACAAGUCCGUGCUGAGCACCAAGGAGUCGAAGGUGCACAUCGGCGACCUGCUGGAAAACACCGAGUACGGGUUCCAGGUCCGGUGCAAAACGCUCAACGGCUGGGGCACGUUCAGCAACAUCGUCUACGCCCAGACGCACCAGAGCGUCAGUCCGGUGUACGAUGACUCGUUCCAGAUGCGUAUCGUAGCGGGCACUACUGUGACCGUCGUGUUCAUUUUGGUGUUGGUGAUCGUUAUAACGGUGGUGUUCCUGCGCUCGAAGAAUCACGACGAGAUAGACAAGAAAACGAACAACCAUCUGCCCUUGCCGAUGGAUUACGCGAGCAACGAAGUUCACGCAAUGGACACGACCCCGAUAGUCAAAACGAUGAAGAGCAAUGGUGGCUCAUACGGGUAUUACCGUCAACGUCGUAAUAAUUUUGCAGUGACCACGCCGCUGUUCGGUACCAGCCGGAGCUACGUCGAUCCGCACACGUACGAGGACCCGAACCAGGCGAUACGCGAGUUUGCCCGCGAGAUAGACGCGAGCUACAUCACGAUCGAGGCCAUAAUCGGUGGCGGCGAGUUCGGGGACGUGUGCCGCGGCCGGCUGAAGGUGCCGCCGAACUUCGUGCAGGAGAUAGACGUCGCGAUCAAGACGCUCAAGCCGGGCUCGUCGGAGAAGGCGCGCUGCGACUUCCUGACCGAGGCGUCCAUCAUGGGCCAGUUCGAGCACCCGAACGUGAUCUUCCUGCAGGGCGUGGUGACGCGCUCGAACCCGGUGAUGAUCAUCACCGAGUACAUGGAGAACGGCAGCCUGGACACGUUUCUGCGCGCGAACGACGGCAAGUUCCAGACGAUACAGCUGAUCGGCAUGCUGCGCGGCAUCGCGGCCGGCAUGACCUACCUGAGCGACAUGAACUACGUGCACCGGGAUCUGGCGGCGCGGAACGUGCUGGUCAACUCGCUGCUGGUGUGCAAGAUCGCCGACUUCGGGCUGUCGCGCGAGAUCGAAAACGCGAGCGACGCGUACACGACACGGGGUGGCAAGAUACCGGUGCGCUGGACGGCGCCGGAAGCGAUCGCGUUCCGGAAGUUCACCUCCGCGUCGGACGUGUGGUCGUACGGCGUGGUACUGUGGGAGGUGAUGUCGUUCGGCGAGCGGCCGUACUGGAACUGGUCGAACCAGGACGUGAUCAAGAGCAUCGAGAAGGGGUACCGGUUGCCGGCCCCGAUGGACUGCCCGGAGGCGCUCUACCAGCUGAUGCUCGACUGCUGGCAGAAGCAGCGGACGCACCGGCCCACCUUCGCCAGCAUCACGCAGACGCUCGACAAUCUUGCGCGGCAGCCGCAGGUCCUGCUGACGACGCGCAACUCGCCGGACAAUCCGGUCGCCCGCAUGGGCACGGCGGCCGGCGGCGUCGGCGACGAUCUCACGCAGGAAAUGCUGGCGGCGGCGGCGGCAGCUGCCGCAGCAGCAGCGGCAGCCGCCGGUAGCGGCGGUAUGGUCGGCGUGAUGGGUGGCAGCUCCCAGCAGCAGCAGCAGCAACAGCAGCAGCAACAGCAGCAACAGCAGCAGCGAGCCGCCACACUGAUGAUGGGUGGCGGCAGCGGCACCAGCGAGCGCGUGCUCAACACCGGCAGCAGCAUGACGAACGUGCCCGGCUCGAUGGGCACGCUCGGCUCGACGGUGGGCGGGCUGAGCAACACCGGCACGAUGUCCGGGCCCGGCAAUCCGGGCAUCUUCAUCAGCACCGACUUGUGGCUGGAGGGCAUCAAGAUGUCGCGCUACUCGCAACACUUUAAGGAGGCCGGUCUCGUCACGGCCCAGCAGCUUUCCCGGCUAACGGCUCAGCAGCUCAGCGACAUGGGCAUCACGCUGGUCGGGCACCAGAAGAAGAUACUCCACCAGGCCCGGCAGAUCGAUACCAUCAUCUAAAGGCGCGCAUCCAGCAAAUCGUUACACACCACAACACACAAACACAGUUCCAGACCGACCAUUCCGUGCCCGCGCACACACCCACAGAACCCGACGGGGGAAGAGCAAAUCGUUGUAAAGCGGGCGGCGACGGCGACGGGGCACCACGUUCACAGGGACUCAAGCACACUCAUAGGACGUUGUUAAAAUAGGGUCGCUUCAAGCAAGGGCACAGCGCGCAUGGAAUCCAUUUUCUAUCAAAGCGGUGUUAAUUUUUGCAAAUUCCAUGAACUCUCUGGUGGAGCUGCUCUAUGCUGUUCUAUGCUUUUAUUUUAUGCGAAGCUCGAAUUUUAGCGUUACCUUAUUGUGUUGUUGGAUACCAAAAGGCUCUACUCAUGGACGCCUGUAGCAUUUGUAUUUUUUGGUAAUAUUUUUGCUGCUGUAUAUUGAUUGAUGGUCUUGAAUUUGUACUACGAAAGUUAACUGCCGUUUAUUUAGUCAAAGUGUAAAUGUUAAACGUAUUAUGAAGUUGAAAAAAAAAAAAAAUAACUGCGUAUCCAUGACAGUACCAUUAAAAAAAAAGAAAAAAAAAAUCAUUUUAUUCCAUGAUUUUCCAUGAGUUCUCAUAGUUGUGGGACACUUCCUACACUCUUUCUUAUGGGAAGUGAACUUAUGAUGGAAAUUGGACUAUAUGGUACCCUGUUUGAACAGGCUCCCUAAAAUUCCUAUUGGAUUUGUGGAACAAGGGUGCUAUAGAUUCCCAUUCACAUUAGAUUAAGCUCAUAUCAAGUAAGAAGGAGGCAACAAAGUGUCUCACAGCUAUGGGAACCCCUGGAAAACCCUGUAAGUACAGUAAGUAGAGAAGCAUCAACACGGCAGCAGCCACCAAGCAGUGCAAUCAGGGAACUGUAGGUAACACCGUUUUGAUAAGAAGAUUCGAUUUUCAUCCGCCAGGAGAACGCGCAUUUUGUCGCGAACGAAUACUCACAUCAUCCAACGACACGAAUACUCACGAACCUCAGCUCUCAGCAGGAUCGGCGUUCCAAACAAGGCGCCCAUCCUGUUACUAGCCAUAUAUAUCUAUAUGUGUAUAAAAUAGGAACGACGAUUGCGGCCCCAGCGAGCGUGGUGUGAUUGUGCCCUACUUUGCCCCCUCCUCCCGCGCCACCGCCUACUUCAAAAUGCGCGCGGAAAAGUGUGGUGCGUGUGUGCGUGCGGCUUAGUUUUGUUUUCAAUUUUUAUGCUUUUAUCUUAUGCGGGAUUGCUUCUUUUUAUCUUCUGUCCACUCUCUCACAAACGGCCGCCAGGCCAGGGCCAACCGCAUUUAUAGUUACGGAAAAAUAGCUACGCCGAGCCCCCCCCGGUCCCGGCAAGCGUAUUUCGCAUUUAAUAUGAAACAUAAAGAAGAAGAAGAAGAAGAAAAAGAAGAAUAAGAAGGAGGAGAAGAAGAAACAGAGGAAGAAGAAGAAGAAAAACAUAAAAAACUGAUAGACAAGUGAGAGUCGUAGUAGGUAGCAUCUCUCGACCGCUCGAUGCACAGGCCCGAUGCGGGGAGGACGUUUAGGUUUUAUUUUAACGCAAAGAGAAAAGGCUGCUGCUUUCCUUUGUCUUGUUCUGUGUUCUAUCGUUUUUCUUUCUUUCUUUCUUUCUUUUUUUUUAGUUUUUGUUCAAACUAGUACGUGCUCUCAGUGAACUUGUGUUACUUAAGCGUUGGCAUUUUUAUUUUAAAUUAUAACUACUUAUACAUAUAUAUAUAUACAUAUACAUACACAUAUACAUAUUAGCUGGUAUUCGAAGUCCUUUUGCAAUAGCAAAAAACAAACAAACAAGCAAAAAAAAAACCCAUUGCGGACAGAGACUGACUUCACUGACUGAAGGGAAGGUGUAGAAGAAGACGAUGGAACGAUGGGGAAGCGUGUGUACUAUAUUUUUUAGUAGUGGAGUGGAAUAGCAGGCUGGGAAAGCAGAAGGGAAGGGAAAGAAGUUAUGGGAAAGAGAGAGAGAGAGAGUAGUUUUUGCCUGCGAGGUGGGGUGCAACCGGUGAGAGCAGAUAUGAACAGUAGGAAGGAGGAAGUAGAGGGAAGCCAUGAGAGAGAGAGAGAGAAAAUGAUAGAGAAAGAGAAAGAGAGAGAGAGAGAGAGAGAGAGAGCGAGAGAGAGAGAGUGAGAGAGAGAGCGAGAGAGCGCCAGAGGGGGAAGGUGGUUACAUCAACAAUGUGAUUUUUAUACUCUGUAGUAAUUAGGUAGUCGGCUUUUAAUUUCAGAAUAUUAUUUUUUGUUUUUUAUUUUAAAUGUUAGUUUCGUAAGCGCCCGCCGAACAACAAACAAAACAAGAAGAACAGAAUGGUGUGUGUGUGUGCUCUCUCACACCAUCCCCUGUGCGCUUUCGGGUGGUCGGGCGCGCCACAUCAGUGACCAGUGAUUGCAAUGCGCCCCCAAGGGUUAUCCCCCAGGACCCACAUCGGUGUUUGUUGGCUUUUUUUUUUUUUGCUCACACGCUCACAAUGCUGUGUCGAUGAGUUUUCUGGCGGGUUCGAACAGCGCCCGACAUCUUGGAGAGGGGAGAAAAGUGAAAUCGGGAAGAAGACAACAACCAAUCCCCCAGAGAGGGGGGCGAUGGGAGCGAAAACAAAGCAACCUUCCCAUUUGCGCAUUUUCGUUGUGUAUAGAAGCAUUUGUGCAUGUAUUUUAACAUCCCUUUUUUUAAACUGUAUUUUUUAUACGCAUUUUAAAUAUAAAUAUAUGUAAUUCCAAGCAAAAACAAAUAAAUGCUGCCACUGCGCGAGAAUAGGGGGAAGGUACGCGAUUCACGAUUACACAACAUUCAUACAAUCUGUUUUACACCGUAUCAGUGAGCCACACGGAUCAUCCAGGCGGAGGUAGGAGUAAAGUGGGUGGUUUUUUCUACACGCGAGACGUUGCUUGUGGGGUUUCUUGUCGUGUAAGGAAUAGCUUAAUUGUUCAUUUGUGGACUCCCCUCCCCCCACGUCUCUGUGGGAGCGAGAGAGAGAGAGUGGGGAUUCCAAUCGGGAGGACAAACUAUUACCUGCUUAACAGUUGCUCGUUUGGUACCACCGACCCCUCCACCCCCCCCCCCCCACCAACUCUGUUGCAAUCCAAUAAUCGUAGCGUACGCGCAACACAUAUCUCCGGAAGUUAAAUGGUCCGCAUUGGUUUAUAUGUUUGCUCGUUUCGGUUCGGGAAAGGAGGAGAAAAGAAACACGGCAAAACUGUGAGGAAGGGGAUGGCGGGCGUGUCAACGAUGCUGCGAAUUUCGGUACCGGAAAUAUUUAAUUUAAAAGACCCGCCGAGGAGGGAAAUCACAGGUCAGGCAGUAGGCGUGCGUAGGAAAAAUAAGAAGAAAAUCACACUACACACAAACAGGUGAAACAAAGGGAAGAAUAAAAAAGACACACACACACACACCCACACAUACAAGCAUUUAUUGGUAAAACGAACGAACUGCGCAAUAGUGUAAAAUAACAAUCAUAAUAGUGGUUUCGUUAAUGACGUCAGAUAAGAUUGAAUAUUAAUAUAAAGGAUAGCAAAAAAAACGAGUAAAGACAGAAAAGAGAGAGAGAGAGAGAGACACACACGGCACAGAUUUGGACCUAUACAUAUAUAUAUACCCCCCCCCCCCCCCUCCGGAUGCUGGUAGCGUUGGGAAACGUGCCAAGCAAGCGAAACAAAUAAAGAACAACACAAAAAUACAAACAAAUAUAUACCGAACACACAAACACAGACAAACUACAGCAAAAACGAAUAGCCUGUAAAUAAGGAAUAGUAAUACAAGAACGAGAAGAACAAAACAAAACAAAACAAUGAAUCUGUAUUUGAAUUAGUCGUUAAACAUGACAGCAAAAAUAAACAAAAUCAGAGCAUAAAGAUAAAGUAUAUAUAUGUGUGUGUGCGUGUUUGUGACAGAGAGAAAGAGAGAAAGAGAGAGAGGGAGAGAGAGAGAAAGAGAGAUAGAGAGAGAAAGCCGAACGGUGAAACGAUGAAUAGCAACAAAACACAGAAAUCGUACAAAAGACACAAACACACACACAUACACACUGAGAUGGCCAUGGGAAAAGGAGCAGCGGGCAGCAAAUGCUUUCCGCUUUCCCUCCCGGUCCCACACUACCACUCCCCCCCCCCCCUCCUCCCGCUGGUAUGGAGUGGGUGGGUGAAAAAAAAAAUGUAGAAGAACGGUGGCAAAAGAGCAAUGUGGAAUGCAAUUAAAGAACAAUAAUGUGUUUCGUCCAUAGCGAGUCAAGCUUUUUUCCUCAUAUCGUGUAACGUUAGAAACCGUUGUGUCAAUCAGAAAGUGUGAAAGAAACUACCAUCACUACUACCACCACCACCACAACGGGAUAAAAUGGUUCCCCUCGUUUGAAGCGUCUCGAGAGAGAGAGAGAGAGAGAGAGAGAGAGAGAGAGAGAGAGAGAGAGAAAGAAUGUUUCUCUUUUGAAAACAAAAUGGAAACAAGUACACAAAUAAAUAAAAUCAGUGGGACGACAGAGGACCCACUGGAGCGAAAAUAGUGGAUCGAGCUUGGCAGCAAUUUGCAAAAAACAAAAACAAACAAAACAAACUUAUCUAAUUCGUUAAGGCAAACUUUGGAUGUGUGUGUGGUAGUUACAGCAUCCUUUGCCGUUCGCGUGCUUUCGAAAUGCGCUUUCCCCAUUUUCUGCCGCCCUGACUGGUGUCGUAUGUAGUGUAUUUUCUGUUUCUUUUAAGUGCGCCUGAUUUUGGUUUAAAAUAAUUCCCUAAAAUCGAACGGGCAAACAUGCUGGAACAUGGUUCACGAGCCCACCAGCAAAAUCCCCACUCAAAACACACACACACAAGUGUCUGAUAGGAAGGACGUCCCUUGUGUUCCCUCUCGCGCGCGAGCGCCACAUGUUCCAGUUUUCGAUGUGUCCCAGUUUGUCUAUUGUUUUCUGUGUUUUUUUUUUGGUUGUUGUUGUGGUUGGUUUGAUUUGAGAAGGUUCAACUUAGGUUAGGAUGUUGAAACAAAAUCCCCCAGCCCCUCCCCUCCCGCUCUGUGCAUUCUUCUCCGCGAAAAACAACCCGCACCAGCUGAAACAUGUGCGCAGGAAGAAGGAUGUGCGAAGGAUGAGAAAAAAAAGAGAAAGAGAGAGAAAAAAAAAAUACGCCAAUAUAUGAUAAGACUGUAAUUUAUAGCAAUACCGAAUCACCCCCUCCUGUCUGUGUAGUGUGCUGGGCGGCUAACGUUGAGGUUUAAAAAAAUAUAGAGCAAGAAAGAAAUAGUAAAAGAGAGAAUAAAAAAGCGCUAGCGAGAAAGGGUAACAUCACAAAAUCAACCAAUAAAAUACGAAAGUUACAAGUGAACGUGGCGCUUUGAUUUUUUUUUUUUUGCAAAAAAACCAAAGAGCUCUCUUCACUCUUGCUGGUACUGGUUUUAUAAGCGAAUGUUUUAUGUUUUUUUGUUUGAAAAGCAAGAAAAGUGUAGCACUCCUUCGCCGCCCUUCCGUUCCGCCCCUGCCUGCCUUGCCUGUUUCCGGUUAUUGUAAAUUUGUUAAAAAAAAAACCAAACUUUGUCACGCCUGUUGUUUUGCCUUCCGAGCAUUGCCAUCCCAGACAGAGCUUAUGGUUCUCAAUUCCUGCACAUUCUUGCACUACAAUGAAGGGCGAGAGGGUGGGGCUGUACCCUUAGCAGGGGGGGGGGGGGGGGCGUUGCGCAAAGAAGUUUUUAAAAGUAGAACAAAAGCGGAAGCGGUGGAGAAUAAAUGAAAAAAAACAAAACAAAAAAACAUCCCAAAAGUUAGAGUAAAGAAUGUUGUAAUUAAACACAACGCAAAACGGGGAUAAGAAAGCAAAGAAGAAGUAUUAAAUUUACAUACAAUUUUGGGGAUAUAAACAGGACAAAAAACACAAACACACACACAAAGAGAGAGAGAGAAAUAUGCGUAUAAGGAGUGUAGCAAUCAGAAUGAUUCAUCCACUCGUGGGGCGGGGUAAAUGCACUAAUGAUACAACACACCACUUACACAUCGAACGGAGCGCGAAGCAGAAAACAGAACAAAAAAGAACGAACACGAAGAAGAAAAAAAAGGUGGAAAAAAUAUUGAACAUUUAUAGAGGAGGAAGGUAAGGGGGGGUAAUGGAAGAAAAGAGAGUAUUUCUAUAUUAAAUUACUAGGCAAUUAAACACAUUGACGAACCACAAUGCAUACGUACAUGAAGUUAAGGAAUAACAUUAAAAGCAACGGGGAGGGGGAAAGCGAAAUAUGCAUUCACAGAGGAAAAGAAAAACAGAACAAACCAAUAAAAAGAAGAAAAAAUAAGAAGAAGAAGAAGAAACAACUGGAUAUAAAAGAAAAAGAGAAAAACAAAAUUUGAAAUAAGAAAAAAACACAACAACAUGCAAAACAUAAAGUCCCUCCCUCCGAUUUAGCAAAAAAAAAACAACAAAGAUGCAUGUAAGAGAGAGAAAAACAACAUACACAUAGAGAGAGAGAGAGCUAGGCAAAAAUGUUUCAGUGUUGCCACACAAUUGAUUCCUUCGAUCGCUAUUUGAUGCAUUCCAGUGUCCAGAAAAGAUUAAAAAAAAAACACAAUGCGGGACCCCGACCUCUUCCAGUAAUAGUGCAGUUAAUUGUCUGCUCUCUCUCUCUCUUUGCAAACGGAUGUAGCUGGCAACAGUUGCAAAACAGGAUGUAACUGCAACAAAGGAAGCAGCAAAAGUGUCCCCAGAAGCUGGAUGGAUGCAACAUUAUUACAAUAUUAAUGAUACAAAAACACAAUCAUCGUUUUAAAGCAAACAAGUAAUGUGAAUUAUAGUUAAAACGGUGGAGAAAAAAAAACAUGAAAAAAGGUGAAAGCAGAUGAAGAAAUGAAAAGAAAAUAAUAAAAAAAAAGAAACAAAUAUGCGCAAUUUUCUCAGUGUAAAAGGUGUAAACGUUUGUUGGGCAAAAGGAAAAAAAGAAGAAAAAAAAAACAAAACAAAACAGAUCCAUUUUAGCACGCAUAGGAUUAAGAGAAAGAGAGAGAGAGAGAGAGAGAGAGAGAGAGAGAGAGAGAGAGAGAGAGAGAGUGCGAGAUAGUGAACAAAAAAGAAACAAUAGAAAAGAAAAGCAAUUUGUUGGUGAAACGAAAGGACAAACACACAUUAAAAGAGAAACAAAUUUAAUCAAAGGCAGCAGAGCAGUGUGUGGCCGUGCGGGGCCGCCCUGUUGUGCCGCGGAGCAAGCUGGAGACGCACCCCCUUCUUCUUCCUUGUGGAAUCGAAGCUCAUCAUCAUCGUCAUCCCCACAAUAAGCCCUGCAGCAGUUAACAAGAGAGGCACACACUCAAACAAAGCAGAGAACAAACACAAAAACAACAAUAAUUCGCAAAUAGGCGCGCACAGCCCUCGAAACACAGCACAACUCGAAAGGCGGAGCGCGGAAAGGAAAAUCAGAGGAAAAGUCGGUAGAGCAGACGACGAACCUCCCCCACGGCACAAGUAACGCUCGUUCUCUUCGAGCAUCCCAAGGUGUUCCUGCGCUUUUUUUUUUACAAUAGCUGCUAUACAACAACAACACACACACACACACAGAUGGGGGUCAGGGGCAGAUCGAUUGCUGCUGUGUACCGUAAUAUCCUAACAUCACUCAAACUUGAACGAAAUCACAUUACAUUUUAUAACUGGUUCGUCGGUUUGUUUGCCACUCUUCUGCCGAUGAUUUUCCUUUGCCGUGUGCUGCGCGCGUGUGUGUGUGUGUAUGUGUGUGCAACAGUAAAAAAAAACCAACCCAGCUGCAGAGCCAUGCAAACAAAUAAAUAGUAAAGCAGGCACAAGUCUUUGAAACAACAGCCGGAAAAGGGCAAAUUAAACAGGAUAAUUAGCAAACCAACCACCCCUACACACAACACACCCACACACACGCAUACACCUAAGCAAGGAAUGCGCAUGUGUGUAUGUGAGUGGGUGGGGGGGGGGGGGGGGGUGCAUUGUGCUGGGUUACGGUUUAUCUGUAAAUAUAUGUAUAAACAAGCUAAUGAAAUAGAAUCGACACAAAACCGGCGGGGGGAUAAUGCGUUUAAGGAAUGGAGGAAAAAACACUAGUGGAGCUAAAUAUAGAGAAGAAAAUGUAAAAAAAAACAAUGAAGGAGAAUGAAGCUUUGAAAGGAUGAGUAAAAAAAACAGGAAAGAGAGAGAGAGAGAGAAAGAGAGAGAGAGAUAGAGAUAGAGAGAGAGAGAGA
This is a messenger RNA of Anopheles gambiae (African malaria mosquito), 13727 nucleotides long. It is a transcript of the gene Eph, whose product is annotated as ephrin type-B receptor 4b. Gene Ontology annotation, cellular component: neuron projection; membrane. The coding region runs from base 2006 to 5557 and encodes 1183 amino acids. Gene Ontology annotation, molecular function: ATP binding; protein binding; transmembrane-ephrin receptor activity. Lineage: Eukaryota; Metazoa; Arthropoda; Insecta; Diptera; Culicidae. The transcript has 12 exons. The record is from RefSeq and is a predicted model, not a curated record. Gene Ontology annotation, biological process: cell surface receptor protein tyrosine kinase signaling pathway; axon guidance; protein phosphorylation.